Molecule: messenger RNA, 1180 nt
Organism: Trichoderma asperellum CBS 433.97
Lineage: Eukaryota; Fungi; Ascomycota; Sordariomycetes; Hypocreales; Hypocreaceae
Product: putative secondary metabolism biosynthetic enzyme
Cellular component (GO): intracellular anatomical structure
Molecular function (GO): oxidoreductase activity, acting on NAD(P)H, oxygen as acceptor
Source: RefSeq, a predicted model, not a curated record
UCCCCUCCAUUUUUGGCUGAAUCUGAUCUGCACAUACCCACCCCAUCUACAUGCGACCCCCGCAAAUCAUCUACAGUACAACAAAACCAUCACAUCCCUCUGGACAUUCAUGCCUAGGUACAUGUACAUAUAGUCUAUGAAAAAGCAAAUAGAAAUACUCCAUCAUGGCCAGCAACAGCUCCCACGCCAAUGACCGCAGCAACCUCACCAAGCGCAUCCUCCCGGAAAUGGCCCUCGCGCCAGGCCGCAACGCCGACUUGGAAGCCCGCGUCGACUCUCUCCACCCCGCGGCCCGAGACUCGGCCGCCGGCCGCUUCAGCAUCGCCGGCAACGCCAUCGUGACGGGCGGAACCGGCGCCAUUGGCACGGUCGUGUCGAGGGCAAUGCUCCAGCAUGGCCUGUCCGGGCUGAUGCUGUUUGACCUCAACAUUGGCGCAUCGCGGGACGUCGUACAGUCGCUGCGGCGGGAGUUCCCCGCGGCCAAGAUCACGGCGCAAGAGGUUGAUGUCACAGACGAGGGAGCCGUUGCUGCAGCUAUUGCGGAGACGGUUCAGUUAUUAGGCUCGGUAGACAUGUUGGUAUGUCUUGCUGGCAUCGUCGGGUGUGCCCACGCAUUGGACAUGCCCAUCAGCCAGUGGCGCAAGGUGCUCGAUGUCAACACCACGGGGGCUUUCAUCUGCGCUCAAGCCGCAGCACGGCAAAUGGUCGCUCAGGGGAACGGCGGGCGAAUCAUCUUCACGGCAUCUAUAUCGGCGCACAGAGUGAAUUUCCCACAGCCGCAGGUCGCGUAUAACGUGAGCAAGGGGGCGCUGCUGAUGCUCAAGAAUUCGCUGGCGGCGGAGUGGGCGAGGUACGGCAUCACGGUCAACAGCAUCAGCCCUGGGUACAUGGAUACGGUGCUAAAUGAGGGUGAAGGGCUGGCGGCAGCGAGGAAGAUUUGGAAUGAGAGAAAUCCGUCUGGCAGGAUGGGCUUGCCGGAGGAGUUGGCUGGGGUGGUGGUGAUGAUGCUGAGCAGGGCCGGGACUUAUAUGAAUGGGGCAGACGUUGUUGUGGACGGAGGAGGACAUGUAUUUUAACGAUGCAGUUUGACGCAAAUUGCUAGAUUCUUUAUCAUGAAGAGGCGAAUAUACCUAGUUUAGUAGUUUCAAACAUAGAGAAUGUAUACAUAUUUAUCGAGUAC